AUGUUCCGCUUACGGAGAUACCGCUACUAUGUCUUCUUUGCCGCCAUCAUCGUAUUUCUCCUGUAUCGUGCCAGCACGAAUAGCGAGGAAUGGAAAUCCGUCUCCGCCUCUAUCCCACUGCGCAAAGCCCCGCCCAAGUCACCUCCGCCGCGAGGCAGCGAGAAGCCACCUGCUGCUGGUAAUGACGGCACUAGGUUCACGCACCAGGACGACGAUCUGUCCCAGAAAUUUUUGAAAGGUGCACCCAAGGAAGCUGACGUCAAGAUUCCUAACUUGAAGCCCACCGUUGCCGAAGAGGGCGUCGACAAGCACGGCCGCCUGCCUACGGUUACGAAGGGUUCGAACGAGGGGUCCAAGGUCGUUGUCUAUGACAAGGAAGGUGCCGCAAAGACGACUACUGCCCCGUUGAUCGACAUACCGGAUAAGAAUGUCGGCCAGGGCGCCAAGGGCGCUGGAAAAGGCGAGAACCCGGAUCCCAAGAAGGUCAAACCGAACGCCGCAACCACGGCGAUCCAUUGGACCAAGGUGCCCGAACAUUUCCCCAUCCCCAAAGGCGAAAUAAUCCCCCUGCCGACGGGGAAGCCCGAGGCGAUACCGCCGGUCCAGCACGUGUUUGAGAAAGAGUCGGCGUCGGCUCGGGAGGAACGCCGGGUCCGUCUCGCUAAAGUGAAGGCCGAGAUGGUGCGUGGCUGGGGCGGCUAUAUAACCUAUGCCAAAGGACACGACGAGCUGAGCCCUAUCUCCAAGAAGUUCCGCGAUCCAUUCUGCGGCUGGGCUGCCACCCUGGUUGACGCGCUGGACACGUUGUGGAUUAUGGGCAUGAAAGACGAAUUCGAAGAGGCAGUUCUUGAAGUGGAGAAGAUCGACUUUACCACAUCCAGCUAUCGUAGCGAAAUUCCCGUCUUCGAAACCACGAUCCGCUAUCUCGGCGGUCUAGUGGCUGCGUACGAUGUUAGCGGCGGCAAGGCCGGGGGGUAUAACAUCCUACUGGAAAAGGCUGUCGAACUUGCUGAAAUCCUAAUGGGCGUUUUUGAUACGCCGAACCGGAUGCCUGUUUUGUAUUACAACUGGAAGCCUGCCUUUGCGUCGCGGCCCAAGAGAGCUCAAGGUAGCGUGAGUGUUGCGGAACUGGGCUCUCUAGCCAUGGAGUUCACCCGGCUUGCCCAACUCACCAAGCAAGAUAAAUACUACGACGCCGUAGCACGUAUCACGGACGCCUUCUACGAAUGGCAAGAGCGGGGGACCACGAUUCCCGGCAUCUUUCCCGAACAUGUCGACGCGAGCGGGUGCAAUAGGACCGCCGAAGCCGAGAUAGCCGCCAAGGAAGCGGAAUACAAUAAGGUUGAUGAGGCCGUGUCGGGCUCCUCGAAGAGAGAUGAUCUAGGUGGGGAGGCGGUUAGCGGCCCAGGAGAGUCCCCCGGGGGCGGAUUCUCAGACAACGCGGUUUCUCGACGGAGCGUGAACAAAGUCAGCCGUUUUACCAACCUCGCCAGUGGUGACAAAGACAAGUGCGUUCCGCAAGGACUCGCGCCGGGUGGGUGGUCCACGGCGGAGCAAUAUAGCAUGGGCGGAAGUCAGGACAGCACGUACGAGUAUUUCCCAAAGCAAUGGCUCCUCCUCGGCGGUCUCGAGCCUAAAUAUAAAACUUUACACACCAGGGUUGCUGCCGCUGUCAAGAAGUGGUUGCUGUACCGGCCCAUGGUUCCCGACGACCGCGAUAUUUUGUUCUCCGCUAAGAUCAACACGAAUGGAAACCCAGAAGUGGACGCCUCGACCGAAUGGGAGGUUACCCAUCUUACUUGCUUCAUCGGCGGUAUGUUCGGCAUGGGUGGCAAGAUCUUCAACAUCCCAGAGGAUGUGGAGAUCGGGAAAAGGCUCGCCGACGGCUGCGUAUGGGCUUACGAAAGCACACCGAGCGGCAUAAUGCCCGAGGGCGCGACGGUCGUCCCUUGCGCCGAGGCAAACAACUGCCACUGGAACGAGACUCUGUACUGGCAAUAUCUAGACCCGCUGUACGCCACUCGCAACCAGCAGAUAGACGAAUACCAGACGAAGCUGAAGGAACUGAAGGCUGAGAAGGCGCAAAAGAAGGAGCACACGAGCGAUGGGGUCCAAAAGAGAGCGCCUCCACCUGUGAAGAUGACCACUCCGAAUAAAGAUACGUUGACUCAGGUAGCUCGGCUGGAAGAUGCACUGGACAUCAAUGCAGGCAGCCGCGCUGCUGCGGCGGCGGCCGAGGGCAAAGCCGAUCAGGCGCCCCUUAGCGAGGCGAACGACGAGGCCGAAUUUCCGGAACUGCAACGCCCUAUCUCCCACGAGGAGUACGUCAAGAAGAAGAUUGAUAUGGAUCGGCUCCCGCCUGGCUUCGUCAGUGCCAGCUCCAAACAUUACAUCCUCCGACCGGAGGCGAUCGAGUCCGUCUGGUAUAUGUAUCGUAUCACAGGCGACACCACUUGGCAGGACAAGGGUUGGAAGAUGUUCAACGCCAUCGUUACCCACACUCAGACAACGGUUGGCAACAGUGCCAUCAACGACGUGCUGUCGCCAACGCCGGAUAAGAGCGAUGAGAUGGAGAGCUUUUGGCUUGCUGAAACACUCAAAUAUUUCUACCUGCUUUACUCGGAUCCGAAUGUCCUCAGCUUAGAUGAGUGGGUAUUCAACACGGAGGCGCACCCAUUCAAGAGACCCGUCUGAGUGCCCGGCGUGCCUUUGACGGACAGCAAUAGAUGCGGGGGCCGAUCCUGACGGCUUUGUAUAGCGAAGGCGAAUAAAGCCAAUAUGUGGCCAUCAAGGCUCGCGGGGGAGUUUGUAGUUCAUCCAGUUUCUUCACGCGAUGGAUGGGGCAGCCAUCGUCGAAGAUGCGGAAUUCGUGGGCUAAGCUGGCUACUUGUAAGAACGCCGACGCAAUCGACAGGGGAGAGGCGUCGUCAUCACUUCUCCACUACCGGAGCCCUAAAACACGACGUUUGCAUUGGGCUAUCACGCCGCAUCGGAUGAAUUGUUACGUUACGACCGACCACAGUAGAUGAAUUGCUGGGAAAAAGAAC
Molecule: messenger RNA, 3047 nt
Organism: Durotheca rogersii
Lineage: Eukaryota; Fungi; Ascomycota; Sordariomycetes; Xylariales; Xylariaceae
Product: glycoside hydrolase family 47 protein
Exons: 3
Coding region: 1-2694 (897 amino acids)
Biological process (GO): carbohydrate metabolic process; N-glycan processing
Cellular component (GO): endoplasmic reticulum; Golgi membrane
Molecular function (GO): mannosyl-oligosaccharide 1,2-alpha-mannosidase activity; calcium ion binding
Source: RefSeq, a predicted model, not a curated record